UCAGUAGUUGUGGUUUCGUGUACCCGAAUCAGCGUUACGUUCUGCUCCGCUUAAGAUGUGUGGAAUUUUUGCAUACAUUAAUCAUCUUACACCUAAGACCCGGCGAGAAAUAUUGGAGUUACUCGUAAAUGGAUUAAAACGCUUGGAAUACCGUGGUUAUGAUUCAGCGGGAAUCGCAAUCGACGCUGCGGAUCAGAAGGACAUAGCCGUAGUGAAAAAAAGCGGAAAAGUUGCAGCCCUCGAGGAAUUACUUCAAGAAAGAAGUUGUGAAUUAGCAGUUGAAGAUUCUGUUGAAUCUCACUGUGGCAUUGCUCACACCCGUUGGGCGACUCACGGUGAACCUAGUGCUAUUAACUCGCAUCCGCAACGCUCAGGUGAAGAUAACUCGUUUGUUGUCAUUCAUAAUGGUAUCAUAACUAACUAUAAAGAAGUGAAAACCUUCCUCGAAAAUAAAGGAUACACUUUCGAGUCUCAGACUGACACUGAGAUUAUUGCUAAGCUGAUACAUCACAUCUACCAUCAGCACAAAGACUACAACUUUCAGGAACUUGUUGAACAGGUAAUACAACAACUUGAAGGUGCUUUUGCUCUGUGUUUUAAAUCUCGUUUCUUCCCUAAUGAAUGUGUGGCAACAAGACGUGGUAGCCCUCUACUUGUGGGAAUCAAAACAAGACGGCGUUUAUCGAGUGACCAUGUUCCAAUUAUGUACACCAACAACAAAGCUACAAGAGGUGUUGUGCCUUCAGUACCCAGGGUCAAUAGUCAUGCUCAAUUCCAACCAGAAGAAGAAAGGGAAGUAGAAUAUUUCUUUGCAUCCGAUGCUUCAGCGGUCAUAGAACAUACAAAUAGAGUCCUUUAUUUUGAGGAUGAUGAUGUUGCCCACAUCAAAGAUGGGGUUCUCAGCCUUCACCGUUUGUCAGGAAGCAGUACAGAUCCUCAUCAAAGAGAAAUUUUAACUCUAAAACUGGAGAUACAACAGAUUAUGAAAGGUAAUUAUGAUUAUUUCAUGCAGAAAGAAAUUUUUGAGCAAUGUGAAUCUAUUGUAAACACAAUGAGAGGACGUUUAAAUUUUGCAAAUGGCACUGUGACUCUGGGAGGUAUUAAAGAUUAUAUUCCAGAAAUUAAACGCUGCAGAAGAUUGAUGUUAAUUGGAUGCGGUACAAGCUAUCACAGUGCAGUAGCUACACGACAGUUGUUAGAAGAAUUGACAGAACUUCCAGUAAUGGUUGAAUUGGCUUCUGACUUUUUGGAUAGAAACACACCCGUGUUCCGUGAUGAUGUUUGCUUCUUUAUUUCACAGUCAGGAGAAACUGCUGACACACUUAUGGCACUUCGCUAUUGCAAACGUCAUGGUGCUCUUAUUGUUGGUAUUACUAAUACAGUUGGUAGCUCUAUUUGUCGUGAAUCACACUGUGGUGUACAUAUUAAUGCUGGCCCUGAAAUUGGUGUUGCAUCAACAAAGGCAUAUACAUCUCAGUUUGUCUCCCUAGUUAUGUUUGCUCUGGUCAUAAGUGAAGAUAGAAUUUCACUUCAAAAGCGAAGGGCCGAUAUUAUCGAAGGGUUACAUCAGUUAGACUCGAAAAUUCGACAAGUCCUAGCAUUAGAUGACAAGGUGAAAGCAUUGGCUGAAGAUCUCUAUAGACAACGAUCACUACUUAUUAUGGGCCGUGGAUACAAUUUUGCUACUUGCUUAGAGGGAGCUUUGAAAGUAAAGGAGCUUACAUACAUGCAUAGUGAAGGCAUUAUGGCAGGAGAAUUGAAGCACGGUCCAUUAGCUCUCAUAGACGAUUCUAUGCCAGUCAUGAUGAUCGUAAUGCGUGACCCCGUUUACUCAAAGUGCAUGAAUGCACUACAGCAGGUAACAGCGCGUCAAGGUCGGCCAAUCGUGGUUUGCGAGGAAGGAGAUACGGAAACUAUUGCUCUCGCAUCUCGUGUUCUUGAAGUUCCAAAAACAGUAGACUGUUUACAAGGAGUUCUUACGGUCAUUCCUAUGCAGUUAUUAGCAUAUCAUAUAGCUGUAUUGCGUGGAUGCAACGUCGACUGUCCAAGAAAUCUCGCGAAAUCUGUUACCGUUGAAUAAUAUAUUUUUUUCUUUGUUAGAAAGUACACGUGUACGAUUAAACGAUCUCUAGCACAACUAA
Molecule: messenger RNA, 2141 nt
Organism: Melitaea cinxia (Glanville fritillary)
Lineage: Eukaryota; Metazoa; Arthropoda; Insecta; Lepidoptera; Nymphalidae
Product: glutamine--fructose-6-phosphate aminotransferase [isomerizing] 1-like
Exons: 1
Coding region: 56-2080 (674 amino acids)
Biological process (GO): protein N-linked glycosylation; carbohydrate derivative biosynthetic process; UDP-N-acetylglucosamine metabolic process
Molecular function (GO): L-glutamine:D-fructose-6-phosphate transaminase (isomerizing) activity; carbohydrate derivative binding
Source: RefSeq, a predicted model, not a curated record